Hibiscus syriacus is the source of this 1464-nucleotide messenger RNA. Its product is annotated as probable nucleoredoxin 3. The record is from RefSeq and is a predicted model, not a curated record. Gene Ontology annotation, molecular function: thioredoxin-disulfide reductase (NADPH) activity. The transcript has 3 exons. Lineage: Eukaryota; Viridiplantae; Streptophyta; Magnoliopsida; Malvales; Malvaceae. The coding region runs from base 137 to 1306 and encodes 389 amino acids.
UAUCCCAAGUUGCGUUGCAGAAUAUAUUGAUUGGCACCCCUUAUAGUGCUCCUUUGAAAUUGAGGCCAACCCAAAUCUGCAGAAAAAAAUAAAUAAAAAUAUAUUAGCCUUGUAUUUGCUUCAGCUUGCUGUUGCCAUGGCAAAGCCUGAUUAUCAGGGCAAAAGCUUGCCUCUUUGGGACUUCAACACCAUCUUGGCGUCUCAAGGAGUUGAAUUCCUUUUAUCCGGUGAAGAAAAGGUACCCUUAACUUCAUUUAAUAACGAGAAGACGAUUAUCUGCCUUUUCUUCUCGGCAAACUGGUGCAGGCCCUGCCAAGGUUUUAACCCCAAACUGGUGCACCUAUACAACACGUUAAGAACAAUGGGGAAAGAGGUAGAGAUUGUGUUUGUUUCCCUCGACCACGAUGCCGAUGGAUUCGAUGUGCACUUCAAGACUAUGCCGUGGCUUGCUGUCCCGUUUGAUGUCAAUUUGCACAAGAGAUUACGCGAAAGGUUUCAUGUGAAUCGUAUUCCGUCCCUCGUCCAUUUAAAUUUGGAUGGACAAUCAGUUGAUGAAGACUUGAUUGGAUUGAUUGAAGAUUACGGUGAAGAUGCGUUUCCGUUCACAAGGAAGAGACGAGAAGAAUUGAAUGCUCUCGACGAUUCGAAGCGUCAAGGAGGAAAAUUUGAUCAACUUUUAGCUGGUCCAGGACGAGAUUAUGUCAUUGCUAGCAAUGGUGGAAAGAUAUUAGUAUCCGAGCUUGUUGGGAAGACGGUCGGCCUUUACUUCGGCGCACAGUGGUGUCCUCCAUGCCGUGCUUUCACUGCACAUCUUGUAGAAUCAUACAAACAGUUAAGGAGCAGCAGGGGAGGAUGUUUUGAGGUUGUUUUGGUUUCUUCAGACAGAGAACAGAAUGAAUUCGAUGCCAAUUUAUGCAGUAUGCCAUGGCUGGCUGUUCCAUUCGAGGAUCGGACUCGACAAGAUCUGUGUCGGAUCUUCAACAUCAAAGCCAUUCCCGCAUUGGUUCUGAUUGGUCCAGAUGGGAAACCGAUUAGCACAAAUGGGAAGAACAUAAUCACCCUGUAUGGUGCAAAGGCGUUCCCUUUCACUCAAUCAAGCAUCGAAGAGAUCGAAGCAAACUUGAAAAAAGAAGGGGAUUUAUUGCCUAGGCAAAUCCAGGACAUCAAGCAUGAACAUGUGCUUAAACUGGACAUGGCUAAAGCAUAUGUUUGCUAUAAUUGCAAGAGACAAGGUAAGUUCUGGGCGUUCUCAUGCGACGCCUGCGAUUACGAUCUUCAUCCAACUUGUGUGGAAGAAGCAUGUUAGUACCAUACUUGAAUUUCCAACCAUAGCAUUCACAGCAUGACAUUUAACGUUACAGAAAGUAUCUGUGCACUCUGUGUAUUAUGUAAUUCAUCUCUUCAGCAUAUUUAAACUUGAGAUCAAUCGAACCCGCAACGGAUUUACAGAUUACUCGAGGACGA